AUGCGUGCAUUCUUCGUUUUGUGCUUAGUUGCCGUUGCCUACGCCGAUAAGUUGGGCUAUAACUACAGUCCUGUGGGACAUUCCGACUCUGGACUUUCCUUCUCACCAGGCAGUUCUGGCAGCAGCGGAAGCCUUGGAGGAUUGGGAGGUCUUGGCGGUAAUGUUGGACUGGGAGGCAGUGGAGGUCUUGGAGGUCUCGGAGGGCUUGGAGGCAGUGGUGGAUCAGGUAGCAGCGGAAGCCUUGGAGGAUUGGGAGGUCUUGGUGGUAAUGUUGGACUGGGAGGCAGUGGAGGUCUCGGAGGGCUUGGAAGCAGUGGACUCGGAGGUCUUGGCGGUAAUGGUGGGCUAGGUGGCAGUGGAGGACUUGGCGGAAUUGGUGGUGGUAUUGGUGCUCCAGCUGGUGGCUCCGGAAGUGUCGGUCCAUCUUACUCUGCACCCGCCGAGUUGAACAAAGAAUUUUACACUUACACUGCUCCCGAUGAAGACUUUAAUGACGCUGAUGCCGUUCAAAAGGUUGCCAGCACUCUGAAAAAGAACCUACGUGUUGUUUUCAUUAAGGGACCCGAAAACACUGGUCUUGAAAACGCUGCCCUACAACUGGCUAAACAUGCUAGCGAAGACAAAACCGCUAUCUAUGUUUUGCAAAAACAAAGCGACAUCUCAGAUUUGGCUAACAAACUUAAUGCCAUCCAAAGUCAGAGCAGCCAUAAACCCGAAGUGCACUUCGUCAAAUACCGUACUCCUGAAGAUGCCGCCAAUGCUCAAAAAGCUAUCCAAUCGCAAUACGACCAAUUGGGUGGAAACUCCCAAUCGCACGAUGGUGGCGUGGCCCCAGUGCACAACCUCGCUUCCCAAGCUCCAGUUCGCGCACCCGAAGUGCACGCUCCCCGCAACGCCUACUUGCCAUCUUCCAUCAUCCGCUUUUGA
Messenger RNA from Anastrepha obliqua, 927 nucleotides. RefSeq lists its product as uncharacterized. Bases 1 to 927 code for a protein of 308 amino acids. The transcript is spliced from 3 exons. Lineage: Eukaryota; Metazoa; Arthropoda; Insecta; Diptera; Tephritidae. The record is from RefSeq and is a predicted model, not a curated record.